AUGGGUUCUAGAGAGGGUGUGUGACAGACAGCAUUUUAGAAAAUCUUAAACCCUUUUUCAACACUACCCAGACCCAGUUGUGGGCUUUCAAGAAAUGUCGAAUAAUCCUUUAAUGCCUGGUCGUGUUGUUAUUGUUUGUGAUGCUACCAAGUACCGCAAUAAAAGAGAGCUUGAACUCACUGUUGAUAAUAUCCGAUUGAGGCGUGACAUUCUUCAUGGAGGUGAUACACUUACUCUGCUUGGAAUUCUGCAUAGGCUCCCACACCCCAUGGGUCACCAAAUGCAAGCAUCCCCUGUUUCUUUUUGGGGAACAAACAUGAGUGCAAUGAAAGACCAAGUUUCAAAAAAGGUUGGUAAGUAUGUGAACAUGCUCCUACAAAGUGCUGAAGAAUGCAAAAAUGAAAGGGUUGACAUUGAAGUCAUGAUUACUGCUGGAACUCCAAUCAAGAAGGUGGUUUUACAAGAGGUUACAGCUUGCAAUGCAACUUGGGUUGUACUCGAUUGGCACCUCAGGCGGGAUUUGAGGUUUUACCUCCAACAAAUAUCUUCGAAGGUGGCGUUAAUUCACGAUAACUUGUCUGUGGAAGUUUUGAGACCUUAUGCUACUACUGAUACGGACAAUGUGGAACAUAUUGUGGUCUAUUCUAUCUCCAAGCCUGUUCCACUGUCGGCUGUUCAAGAUAACGAGAACAAUGAGCGGUCAUGGGAGCAUCGCUUUUCAUCCGAUGAUUUGCGCACAACUCCAAAGCAAGAGAAAUCAGCUUGUGGCUUUGUGUGGUGUGUGCAACCUUUUGGGGAAUUUGAUUGGAAAUAAAAGCAAGGAUUUUUCAAGGCAAAUUUGGGGACAUGGAUGCUCUGUGAAAGAAAGUUUGAAGUUUGGCAUCUUUUUAGAUCUCUGUGUUUCCACCAUUUAGAGAGAUCCAACUUUUCUUGAUAUCUAGUGAUUGGAUGACUGUUUGUGUAACAUUUCUCUGGUCAUUUUGGUUUGAUUUUUAUUAUGUCCUUUUUAUUUGAUAGU
Camellia sinensis is the source of this 1018-nucleotide messenger RNA. The record is from RefSeq and is a predicted model, not a curated record. NCBI's taxonomy places the organism in Eukaryota, Viridiplantae, Streptophyta, Magnoliopsida, Ericales, Theaceae.